AAGCAGGGACUAGAUAGGCAACGUUUUUUUGAUGUACUUUCUUCCACAAGUUUGAUAGACCAUUGAUUAGUGUUAGGUGGGUUUACGGACUGAUCAAAACAGUGAUUUUAUUGUAAAAGCUUCUUGUAAGGUGUGGGAGGUGGAAGGAUGAGUGAUUGAGUCACUCACAAUGGUAUUUGUAGCGUAGUUGUAACAUUAAGUUGACAAAUGGAGUCUCCAGGUAAAGGAAAAUCAGAAGAUGGCCCGACGAGAGAAGAGUUUGCUGAGCAAAUUGUUCAGCUAACAUAUCUGGUACAGGAGAUGAAAGAUGGAUUUGUGAGUGCGAUGCAAGAGUUGUCCGUCAUUCAAAGUGAGGACCUAGCCCUUCAUGAUCAAGUUACAAAGCACAAAGAAGACGUGAACAACCAACUAACAGACCUCACUAAUGCUGUUAAGGAAAUCAAGACUGAAAUGAGAGAGGCAUUGUCCAAAGUUAAACAGAAUACUGCCGCUACUCAACAUCUUAGUGAGCAAGUAGAACAUUUACAGUACGAACGAACAUUACUGAUUAAAAACUCGGAGGUCGUACGAAAGAAACACUUGAAGACGACAUACCGUGCAGAGACUCCAGACCAUGAGGAUGACAACAGGAAAGAAAAAUUGAAUGAUUCUGAUGCGGAUGUUGCCGAUGAAAAGCUUGAUAUAUCUAACUUGAGUAUUUUAGAUUAUGAUUCUGAUGCAUCAAAUGAUGAGCUUGACCUCGAUAAUAAGGAGGAGUACUACAAAGACUUGGGCGAGAAGGAUUCUGCAAUGAGUGACAUGGAGGAGAAACAAGUGGAUGGCAUCAAUGUUGCUGUCAAACGUGUCGUGGAAUUAGGAAGACGAAAUGAGGGGUCAGGUGCAUCCUGUAGCAGUUCUUUUGGGGCCACAGACUUCCCACCAAAACAGACAGAGUACAUAUCAUCUGAAGAAGCUCUGAGGCAAACUCUGGCCAAGCAGUUCCUAGAAUCAGAAAGACGUUAUGUAAACCAGUUACUAACAACACAAGAGCAGUUUAAUAACCCCCUGCUUGGGGAAGGGUUUAUCCCCCAGCCAGAUAUCAGUCUGAUGUUCCCAAAUGAGCUGGCUUCAUUACUACAGAUACACAAAUCAUUGCUAGCUUCUCUGCAUAGUCGUCUGAACACUUGGAAGUGGCAAGGCAUGAUGGGGGAUAUAUUAGCAAGAAUCACUGAUACAUACAAUGUUAAUACACUUGAAGUGUACACAAGUUACAUUGCUAAUUUUCCAAGAUCAUUAUCUAAGAUAAGCUACUACUGUCAAAAGUCACACACUUACAGAAAAUUUCUAAGGAAACAGCUGUCUGGUUUGGGGUUUAUUGAGUCCGAUCUGGUCAGUAAUUUGCUUAGUCCUGUUCAGCGUAUACCUCAGUAUGUUAUCUUUCUAAAGCAAUUGUCUAAAUGUACAACAGCAGAUCACCCAGACUAUAUCUAUGUACAGUCAUCUAUGAAGCGCUUAAACGAUUUUGUAACAGACCACAAAACAGUUAUAGAGACUGCUAUAGAGACAACCAAGGACUUCCCUAUUAUUCUCUAUAAGAGAAAAGAAAAUAAAUCAUCAAACUAUUGUGAUAAUACAAGCAUGAAUGCUAAAUCACCAAGCCAGGUUAGCUCAACAAAAGACAGUGGAAUCCACUCAAACGAUGAACAAAUACCCGAAUCCAGAACGAACAGAUUGAUUGAGGAACUAAGUCACACCCACCAGUUAUUGAGUGAACUUGCUGCGAGCCCAGUGUUCCAACUCAAAUCUACUGAUACGCUGCAUGGAUCUCAAUUUUCUGAUUUCAGAUCAAAAGCUAUGAACAAAUAUCACGCAAAAUCUCGUAAUAAGACUAGGCUGCGCCAAAAGAUGCUACAGUUUAGAUCAGCACCAUCUCUGAACAGCAUGAAUGCAGGUUUUGUUGAAGAGUUGGGGCAAUCCGACGAUGUUUGGAUGAAAAACUCUAAUGUAGAUAGUUAUCCUGAUCCAAAUCUUGCGAAAUCUCAACCAGCAUUGGCGAGAUAUGGUCUGCUUCCUAGUAACCAUAACUUAGGUCAGUUAGGUUUAAUUCACAGUAACCAUGGUAAUGUAGCUCAGCUGACAGGUGGAUACAGUUUGAUGCCUGACAUGGUGAUUCCUCAUGCUGAAAUAAAUGACAUCAGUAAUUCACCAUAUCUGACAGAAAAAUUUGACUUUUCUAAGCCAAGGUUUUUUGGUAGUAAACAACAACGGACACUUCCAUCUGCACCAACUUACGGCAUAUAUGGCGCAGACGACACCGAUUUGGAUAGUGUUUGCUAUGUGCCAUCAACGCUUACAAAUGCACCAUCACGAACAAUGCAGUUAAGAACAAGGAAUACGGUCAAUGCGAGAGUUGAAGAAAGUAGUAAAAUAACGGGUUGUGAUGAUGGCGAGAGCUCCAGCUUUCCAAUACGUGAAAGUCCAGUACGAGAUGCAGAGGAUUUAAUGUACAAAAGCUUACCAAUUAUUGCUCCUUGUGAAAGUCCUGUAUGUCAAAAGUCAUCCGACACAUACGGAACACCAACUUACGAUUCUAUGUCAGUCGGUGGUGCUAGUGUCGCAUCUGAGCAUUCUAAACACUUCUCUCAACCAGAUUUACGCAAGAUUAGUCAGUCUCAGAAUCGCAAAAAAGAAAACAUGGCAGACAAUGCAAUGCCAACGCCGAUGACAGUAUGGCAUGAAGCGAAAGAGGAUGAACUAGCGAGUGAUCAUAAAGUGAAAUCACAUAUCAAGAGGCGUGUAACAGAAGACUCAAAGGUGUCAUCUAAGAAAUCCUUCAAAGAUUCACUGAAAAACAUAUUCUUCAGGAAACGAGGUCAGACAAGCAAAAUUGUCCAGAUUACUGAGCACAAAAGUGAGCCGGAGUUGAAAGAGAGGUCUGAUGAACUUUUCUGCACAAGAACAAUGCAGCCGGUGUUAGGCUCCACUUACCAGGAUGAGAAUGGAGAUCCCUGUAGUACAGUGUAGCAUUGUGGCAGGACAGGUGCAAUAGAUGGUGCUAUUUCUUCCUUUGUAUCAAAGUCUUCAAUUGAUUAAGAAGGUGAACAACUUUGUGAUAUAAUGUAUAUAAUGAAUUACGGUAUUUAUAAUUAUUACAGUAUUGAUGAAAUAAAUGUCUUUCCAAAUCUAUAUAAGGUGCAUGGAUGCUCUAUCUGAAACUUUAUAAAAAUGUAAAUAGAUUAAGCUAAAGUUUUAUGACUUUUUAAAUACUAUUUGAAUGCUCCACCAUUAUGAGGCCAAUUUUUAUAAUAUAUUUUAUUGCAGGAUAAAGUUCUCAAUUUAGAUAAAAAUGAUAAGUAUACUCUAUUGCUGAAAAUACACACACUGAAUUACGUAUGAAUUGAAUAAAGAUAAUAUGGGGGGCAACUUCAUUUUCCCAUUAGGAAUACAUUUUCCCCAAAGUAUUUUGUACAGGUACUGUUAAUUGAUAUAUCAAACUAAAGCAAAAUUCAGCAACACUAAGGCCUGUUUUCCACUAGGCAUAUUUAUUUGCGCGAAUCGAAAGCGUUGCUUUACUUCCUGAGCUCUGAUUGGCUGCGCAUUUUUUAUGCCUCCCAAAAAGUAGAAACAGCACGAACUACCAAUUUUGCUGAAGCGAAAAAACUCUGAUAGAAGUGUGCAUGCGCAUGAACGAUGCUUUUGAUUCUCACGAAUAAAUUCACCUAGUGGAAACUGGCUUAAGGCAAUUGAUGUCCAGUGCUCUGAAGCCACUGAUGUUUGAGAAGUGCAUUUGAACUACUGACCCUCAAGUCCACCAUUUAGUUGACUCUUCCAAUCCAAUUAACUUUCUACACAUUUCACCCAACAAUUUGUCACUAACCCUAGUAUUAAAAAGCAGUUAUAAUGCUCAUUGAUAUAGGAAUAUUGUUCUUAUGCCCACAAUUUCAAGUCUCAAUGGUAAAGUCUGCCUGUAGAAAACUAUGAAAGCAUUAACUUAAUCCUUUUGCACAAAUAUAAAAGGAAAUGCGAGAUCACUGUAAAGAUAUUGCCCAAUUAGGAGGGCAUAACUGAAUAGUAUUUUUCCGUUCCUCACAAAAAACAAUUACUUCAUAAAUACAUAAUAUAAAUUUGACAUCCGAAAACCAUUUAGCUGGGUGCUCUUCAUUUUUAUACAAAUCCGCUAUGUUACGGAUGAUCCAUUUCCUGAAGGAAUACCACAAAUGCUCAAAUAAGCGCUGCGGCGCUUAUAAAAUUUUUGGAGGCUUCAGUGCGGCGCUUGUAUAUUGACGUGGCCCUUUCAAUGACUGUUCCUGGGAUAUUACCUAUCUCGCGUUCCCAUAGUUCAGUAGGCUUAUCAUAGGUCCUAUGUCAUCGUAAAUAAAUGUUUAUAAAGAACUGCUUGUGUGUUUGUUGUGUUAUUUAUUCAUUUUAGUACUGUAUACAUUGUAUUUAAAACCCUGUUUCUCAAAGUGUUUCAUUACACACUGGGUAAUGUAUACUCUUGAAUAUGUGGCACUUAGCGAAAAAAUCAUGUUGGUGCGGCACUUAUUGGAGCUUUUACAGUAUAUUUCUUUUUCAUAAAUGUAUGUUAGUUUCAAAAUAAAUUUCAAAUGCUGUAAUUUAUCACUAUAUAAUAUGGUUUAGACUUAAAAGAAUGUGCAAUAAAUUUGAUGUGUAAACUCAUUUGAAACUGUCCUUUGCAUUUUAUUGUUUGAUGUUUUAAGACGUUUGUUCUUGUACAGUACUGUAUUCUAUUUUAGUGCUAGUCAUUGCCUGUCAUUUUAAUGUUUUAAAUAUUUUUAAAUUAUUUUAUUAAAAGAACCCAAAUGAGACCAGCAACACACACACACCCCCACUAACCCAGACAGAAACAUUAAAAUCAAGAAUCAUAGAAUAACAAAUCCAUUAAUUUUUAAUUAAUAAAUACAUCAAAUCCUGUCACUGCAUGACUUUUUCUCAUGACUAAAAAAUAAGUGUGUGUACUGUUGAAUGUGAAAAAAAAAAUCAAAAAAAAUCUUUCAUAUUAUGUUGAACUAGUAAACCAACAAUAUUAAAAGCACCUUGAGUUAAAAA
Molecule: messenger RNA, 5049 nt
Organism: Anneissia japonica
Lineage: Eukaryota; Metazoa; Echinodermata; Crinoidea; Comatulida; Comatulidae
Product: rho guanine nucleotide exchange factor 33-like
Exons: 16
Coding region: 208-3003 (931 amino acids)
Molecular function (GO): guanyl-nucleotide exchange factor activity
Source: RefSeq, a predicted model, not a curated record